AUGCCCAACAGCACCGGCGCACCGCCCUCUCCUAACCAUAACUGGAAAUUGACUGACUUCCAAGUUGGCAGACCGUUGGGGAAAGGCAAGUUUGGUAGUGUCUACCUGGCCCGAGACGUUUAUUCUCACAUACCAGUGGCGUUGAAAGUAAGUCCGGUCCUUAUUAGGCUUUUUUCUGGCUUUAGAGACAUGAAUUACCUCUUAUUUUCAUUAAAUGACGUUAUUUUAGAUAUUGUUCAAGUCCCAAUUGACGAAACACAAUGUAGAGCAUCAGCUGGUCAGAGAGAUUGAGAUACAGGCUCAUUUACGGUAAGUGCAGGCUUUCUCUUUCUUCUUUAUUUCGAUUUUUAGGCAUCCGAACAUCCUCCGAUUGUACAACUACUUCUCUGAUGAAAAACGGGUCUUUUUGAUCUUGGAGUACGCGUUGCAUGGAGAAUUGUACAAGGAAUUGCAGAAGAAGGGCCGAUUGUCAGAAAGGAGGACAGCAAAGGUGAGGAUAAUCAUGCUUUUGCAUUUAUAGCUUUUUUCUUCAAGUUUUCUUGUUAUACUUGGUAUCUUGUAUAAUAUAGGAAUUCAAUAUUACUUUUUAGGUAUAGAUUGAAGAAUCGUAGCUCGUGAAAAGUGUAGCUUCUGUAUGUUUGUCUAAAUUCUCGUUUCUUUCGCUCGUUUUAGGCAAAAAAUUUUUGAUUUGGAUUUGAGGUCCGUACCUAAAAUAAUUCUGAUAUUUUCAGUACAUUUACCAAGUAUCUGACGCUUUGGACUACUGUCACAGCAAGAACGUUAUCCACAGAGAUAUAAAACCGGAGAAUAUUCUGAUCGACGAAGAGGGUAAUCUGAAAAUUGCCGAUUUUGGGUGGUCGGUGCACUCGGCUUCAAACCGGUAAGAUUUUUGCUUUUUUUGUUAAAAUUUAGAUAAAAUACGAUCUGAAACGCCUUUCCAUCGAUUUAUGGGGCUUUAUAGGAUAUGAAGAAAGCCCCAUAAAGUGAUGUUCAUCGCCUUUUCGCCAAUAUUUUUAUCAAAAACACCAUUUUGGUCAUGAUGAAGAUAAAAAAGUUCUAAAACCGACUGUUUUAGAAAGACGCUAUGCGGCACACUCGACUACCUUCCUCCAGAGAUGGUCUGCUCCAAUCCUCACGACAAACGAGUGGAUUAUUGGGCGGUUGGAGUGCUGUGUUACGAGCUGCUUUGCGGGAAACCGGCGUUCGAAAGCGCCACGGACCAGGACACUUAUCGGCUGAUCAGGAAAGGCGAAUACUCGUUCCCGGCCACCUUCUCAGAGCCCGUCCGCGAUUUGAUCAGCAGGUUGUUGGUGGUGGACCCGGAAAGGCGUCUGACCCUCAGGCAAGUCAUGGAGCACGAAUGGGUCCGAAGUCACUAUCGCCCAAUCAAACAGGAAAUCGUGUGA
Messenger RNA from Bursaphelenchus xylophilus (pine wood nematode), 1406 nucleotides. NCBI's taxonomy places the organism in Eukaryota, Metazoa, Nematoda, Chromadorea, Rhabditida, Aphelenchoididae. The record is from the annotation of a GenBank genome assembly.